CGCGCCCCCGCGCCCUCGUUCCAUUCGCUCUCUCCACCAAUCACACGCCUCGAUCCCGCCCUCCCCGCUUUUCUAUUGGCUAAACCUCUUUGGACCCAUCCUCAUACGAUAGAAUUGUCCAAUCAGCGUAGACGCCGCGUGCGCCAGGCACCGCCUCCUCCCCGCGCGUGGCACGCUGGGAAUUGCGGUCCGACGGCGGCGUUAACGCGCUGCGUCGCUUCGAUUGAGAACUACGAGUCCCAGAAUGCCCCGCGCGGCGCCGGGCGGAACUCACGGAAAGGUCGCGGGGUAAAAAGCGGCGCUGAGCGGACGGGGCUGAGAGCGUCGGGAUCGCCAUGAGCGCCGGUGGGGCGAAGCGAGCGGCGGCCGAAGGGGAGCGGGAGGAGUUCGUGGGGUUCUUCCCGCAGAUCGUCCGCGAUCUGACGGAGGAGGGGAUCGGGCAUCCGGAGGUUGGCGACGCUGUACUGGGACCAGGGGAUAACUGGGACCAGUGGGUACCGGGACUGGUGUGCACUGGGAUCAGCAGGGACCAGUGGGUGCAGGGACUGGUGUGCCCUGGGAACAGCAGGAAUUGGGACCAGUGGGUGCUGGGACCAGUGGGUGCUUGGACUGGUGUGCUCUGGGAGCUGCAGAUGCUGGGAUCAGUGGGUGCUGGGAGCUGCAGAUGCUGGGAUCAGUGGGUGCUGGGAUCAGUGGGUGCUGGGAUCAGUGGGUGCUGGGAUCAGUGGGUGCUGGGACCGGUGGGUGCAGGGACUGGUGUGCUCUGGGAGCAGCAGGAAUUGGGACCAGUGGAUGCUGGGAGCUGCAGAUAUUGGGACCAGUUGGGUGCAGGGACCAGUUGGGUACAGGGACUGGUGUGCUCUGGGAGCAGUGGGUGCUGGGAGCAGUGGGUGCUUGGACUGGUGUGCUCUGGGACCAGUGGGUGCUGGGACCAGUGGGUACUGGGACCAGUGGGUGCUUGGACUGGUGUGCUCUGGGAGCAGCAGGAAUUGGGACCAGUGGGUGCUUGGAGCUGCAGAUAUUGGGACCAGUGGGUGCUUGGAGCUGCAGAUAUUGGGACCAGUGGGUGCUGGGACCGGUGUGCCCUGCGAGCUGCAGUUAUCAGCUCCACCCCCACUGACCUCCCCUCCCCGCAGGUCCUGCAGUACAACGUUCCAGGUGGGAAAUGCAACCGAGGGCUGACGGUGGUGGCUGCGUUCCGGGAGCUGUCUGGACCGGGGCAGAAGGAUGCUGAGAGCCUGCGGUGCGCUCUGGCCGUGGGUUGGUGCAUCGAGUUGUUCCAGGCUUUCUUCCUGGUGGCUGAUGAUAUCAUGGAUCAAUCCCUGACGCGCCGGGGGCAGCUGUGCUGGUAUAAGAAGGAGGGGAUCGGUUUGGAUGCCAUCAAUGAUGCCUUCCUCCUCGAGUCCUCUGUGUACAGAAUGCUGAAGAAAUACUGCGGGCAGCAGCCGUAUUACGUGCAUCUUCUGGAGCUCUUCCUGCAGACAGCCUACCAGACUGAGCUCGGGCAGAUGCUGGACCUCAUCACAGCUCCCAUUUCCAAAGUGGAUUUGAAUCAAUUCAGUGAGGAGAGGUACAAAGCCAUCGUUAAGUACAAGACUGCCUUCUACUCCUUCUACCUCCCCGUGGCUGCUGCCAUGUAUAUGGUUGGGAUUGACAGUAAGGAAGAACAUGAGAACGCCAAAGCCAUCCUGCUGGAGAUGGGGGAAUACUUCCAGAUCCAGGAUGAUUACCUGGACUGCUUUGGAGACCCGGAGCUCACGGGAAAGGUGGGCACAGACAUCCAGGACAACAAGUGCAGCUGGCUGGUGGUGCAAUGCCUGCAGCGCGUCACACCGGAGCAGCGGCAGCUCCUGGAGGAGAAUUACGGCCGUAAGGAGCCCGAAAAGGUGGCAAAAGUGAAGGAACUCUAUGAGACCGUAGGGAUGAGGGCUGCAUUCCAACAAUACGAGGAGAGCAGCUACCGGCGCCUGCAGGAGCUGAUAGAGAAACACUCGAACCGCCUCCCCAAGGAGAUCUUCCUCGGUUUGGCACGGAAAAUCUACAAACGUCAGAAAUGAGGGAUCGGGGCCGACGAUGUGCUCUGUGUUGAAUGGUUUUACAGCUCCGGACCCGGUGCUUUUCCCAGCCCGUUAUUUCCGAGAUUGCUGCUUUCUCGAACUCAUCUCGUUGCCGUCGGUCUGUGUGUCAAUAAACGUAAUUUAUUGCU
Messenger RNA from Phasianus colchicus (ring-necked pheasant), 2206 nucleotides. Lineage: Eukaryota; Metazoa; Chordata; Aves; Galliformes; Phasianidae. The record is from RefSeq and is a predicted model, not a curated record.